Effrenium voratum is the source of this 1124-nucleotide messenger RNA. Lineage: Eukaryota; Dinophyceae; Suessiales; Symbiodiniaceae. The record is from the annotation of a GenBank genome assembly.
AACAGCAUCCCAUUUGCUCUGUUCCGAUGACGGCCGUGGCCGCGCUGUCCCUCGGAUUGGCCUCCGCCCUGGGCGCCAGCGGCGGCGCGGGUGUCGGCGGCGAAGCUUCCAGCGGCGUGGUGCGGGUGCCGCUGGCGAAGCGGCGCCGGGCGCUGGCGCCGCAGUGGGGCAGGGCCCAAAGCACCGUGGAGUACUUCGGGGAGGUCUGGGUGGGGCUGCCGCGGCAGCGGCUGCUGGUGGCCUUCGACACGGGCAGCGCCAACUUGGUGCUGCCCUCUGCGCCGUGCCGCCGGCCCCGGCUGUAUGAUGCCGCCGCUUCCACGACAGCAGAGCCAGGUCAGGAGGAGGAAGUGACACUGGUCUACGGAACAGGUCAGGUGCAGGGGGGCUAUGCGAGGGACCGGGUCUGCCUGGAAGGCCUUUGCGCGACCUUGCGCUUUGUGGAGGCCACGAAGCUCAGCGAGGAGCCCUUUGGGGAGGCGCCCUUCGAUGGGGUUCUGGGCCUCGCGCUUCCGCAGCUAGCGGAGGGCCCGCAGUUCGGGUUCUUCGAUGAGCUGGUGAAGCAGCGGGUCUUGCGCAGGAACGUCUUCGCCUUUUCCUUCGCCGCGAACGGCAGCUCGCUGCUGCUCGGGGACUGGGACGAGGCCAGCCUUGCUUCGGAGCUGGUGUGGGCGCCCUUGUCCAAGCCCGGGUUCUGGCAGGUGGCCCUCCAGGAUCUGACCAUCGACGGCGUGCCCGCCCAGCUUUGCGGGCCGCCAGGCUCCUUCCGGGGCUGCAGCGCGGCCCUGGACUCGGGCACCUCCUCCCUGGCGGCGCCCAACCGCCUGGCGCGGCAGCUGGCGCAGCGUCUGGCGCCCGGAGCUGACGGCCGGCGGCCGGUGCUGGGCUUCCGCCUGGAGGAGGUGGACCUGGAGCUGCAGCUGGAGCCGGAGUUUUAUUUGGAUGAGCUGCAGGAGCUGCAGCUCAUGGCAGUGGAGGUGCCGAGGCCUCACGGCCCGCUGCUGCUGCUUGGGGAGCCAUUCUUGAGGAAGUUCUACACCGUCUACGACCGUGAGCGCUUGCGCAUCGGCUUUGCCCUCGCGAGGCAAGACGCGCUUGGAGGCGACGGGUUGACAGUGAACUGA